AGGCCUCAUCCACCAAUGGCUGUGCGGUCCGGGAGGGCAAGGGGCGGGGCGAGUCUCGAGCGGGCCCCUUAAGUAGCGGCUGCGUGGGUGCCCUGGUAGAUUAGACAUGUCGGGACUGCUUCGGGGAACCAUGUCCAAGACGGAAACAGACGCCAACGCCUCCCCCUCCGGCGCUGCCACCCGGCGAGGCUCAUCCCGGGCACUCGACCGGAGGCUGUCGGAGGAGCCGAGUCGAAGAGGUCGCGGGGGCCGGCGGGGCGGCAGAAGUGGCGGCUGGAGAGACCCCUCGGGCCCCCAGCAGCCUGUGACCGAUGACCCCCAGGAACCGCCGCUCUGCUUUGAAGUGAAGAACGACUGUGUGGGCGCAGUGAUCGGUCGUGGAGGGUCAAAAAUAAGAGAUAUCCAGAGUACAACAAACACCAAAGUACAGAUAAUAAAAGGAUACCCUACAGCUGAAGUCAAAAUUUUUGGUAGCAAGGCUAUGCAAACAAAAGCAAAAGCGAUAAUCGAUCAUCUUGUUAGAAAACAAGAAAGUUACGAUUCGGAAUCCAAAGUUGUUGGAAAAGAUGGAAGAACAGACGAUGGUGUCACGGAAGAUCAGCCGUUGAUUGAUUGGGAUCAAAUUCGAGAAGAUGCUUUGAAAUGGGAGAAAAAAAAGUGGGCAGACUUACCUCCAAUUAAGAAAAACUUUUACACAGAGUCAGAAACCACAAGUUCAAUGUCAGAAGUGCAGAUAGACAACUGGAGGAAGGAAAACUAUAAUAUAAUGUGUGAUGACUUGAAAGAUGGUGAGAAACGUCCUAUCCCCAACCCUACCUGUAAAUUUGAGGAUGCCUUUCAAUGUUAUCCUGAAGUUAUGGAAAACAUUAAAAAGGCAGGUUUUCAAAAACCAACCCCAAUCCAGUCCCAGGCUUGGCCAAUAGUUCUGCAAGGAAUAGAUCUUAUAGGAGUAGCACAAACUGGAACAGGGAAGACAUUGUCUUACUUAAUGCCUGGACUUAUUCACUUGGACUCUCAGCCCAUAACUAAAGAGAAAAGGAAUGGGCCUGGUAUGUUAGUCCUUACGCCCACACGAGAAUUAGCCCUUCAGGUAGAAGCGGAAUGUUCUAAGUAUACGUAUAAAGGUCUUAAAAGUGUUUGUAUAUAUGGUGGUGGAGAUAGAGACGGACAAAUACAAGAUCUGUCAAAAGGUGUAGAUAUCAUUAUUGCAACUCCUGGAAGACUGAAUGAUCUGCAAAUGAACAACUUUGUCAACCUGAAAAGUGUAACCUACUUGGUGUUAGAUGAAGCUGACAAGAUGUUGGAUAUGGGAUUUGAACCUCAGAUAAUGAAGAUUUUAUUAGAUGUGCGGCCAGACAGGCAGACUAUUAUGACCAGUGCAACGUGGCCAUAUGCUGUUCGUCGACUUGCACAGUCUUACUUGAAGGAACCAAUGAUUGUUUAUGUUGGUACUUUGGAUCUAGUCGCUGUAAGUACUGUGGAACAGAACGUAAUAGUCACCACAGAAGAAGAGAAGCGAUCUCAUAUCCAAACUUUCUUAGAGAGCAUGUCUCCUAAAGACAAGGUCAUAGUGUUUGUGAGCAGGAAAGCUGUUGCUGAUCACUUAUCAAGUGACUUGGUUCUCCGACAAAUCUCAGUAGAGUCUCUGCAUGGCAACAGAGAGCAGAGUGACCGAGAGAAAGCACUAGAAAACUUCAAAACAGGGAAAGUGAGAAUACUGAUAGCUACUGACUUGGCAUCCCGCGGGCUGGAUGUCCACGAUGUCACGCAUGUCUACAAUUACGAUUUUCCACGCAACAUCGAGGAAUAUGUCCACAGAGUAGGACGCACCGGCAGGGCAGGGAGGACUGGAGUAUCGAUCACCCUGAUCACGAGGAACGAUUGGCGGGUUGCCAAUGAAUUAAUUAAUAUUUUGGAAAGAGCAAAUCAGAGUAUCCCAGAGGAUCUUGUAUCUAUGGCUGAGAGAUACAAUGCAAAUAAAAUGAAAAAAGAAACAGAAAAAAAAUUGGGAAAACCCCAAGGAAAAGCCAAGAAGUUUUAUUACUAAUGUCUAUACUGGAAAGUGGUGUCAGGCCACUUAUACAAGGAUUCAAGUUGUUUUUUUUCAGCAAAUAUGCCGUUUAAGAAAUAUGUGACUGCUGGAAACUGUGCUGGCAGUAUGAAGAGACAACUGAUUCUUUAAACAAUAGUGUUUCAGAUGUAUAAUUCAAUAUUUUAUACUUUAGUAGAAUCAAAAGUAUUAAAAAGUUGAGAAUUUUUAAUGGAUAUUAAGGAAUGUAGCAUUAAGACUUUUCACUUUUUACUAUAUUUUUAUUUAAAAAUAAAAAAUAAAUAAG
Erinaceus europaeus (western European hedgehog) is the source of this 2336-nucleotide messenger RNA. RefSeq names its product DEAD-box helicase 43 (gene DDX43). The transcript has 17 exons. NCBI's taxonomy places the organism in Eukaryota, Metazoa, Chordata, Mammalia, Eulipotyphla, Erinaceidae. Bases 107 to 2047 code for a protein of 646 amino acids. The record is from RefSeq and is a predicted model, not a curated record. Gene Ontology annotation, molecular function: RNA binding; ATP binding; RNA helicase activity.